Molecule: messenger RNA, 787 nt
Organism: Drosophila grimshawi
Lineage: Eukaryota; Metazoa; Arthropoda; Insecta; Diptera; Drosophilidae
Exons: 2
Coding region: 129-476 (115 amino acids)
Source: RefSeq, a predicted model, not a curated record
CCGGCGGCUCUGCUAUCAAUUCGCACAGCAAACAAUACAAAAUAAUAGGAACACAAUAUUGACUGUCAACGUCCUCGUCCAGUAAUCAGAAUUAUAUAUUGUUUUCUUAGUAUUAAAACGCAAACAGAAUGUUUCACAAAAAAUUCGACAAACAGUUGAUGGGGUUGCUAAUGGUUCUACUGGUCGCAUGUCUUUCGAUCUGCAGCGUCCAAGGCAGACCAUCAGAAACAAUGACUACAACAGAAGCAAAAAAGCAGCUACCCGUUGAUCCCAGCGAUUAUCCUGGCAAUCUGCCGCCAGAGACCAUACUGAAGGUGCAGCAAUGUGAAAUGGAUCAGACAACCAUGGAGCUGUGCAUGAGAUGCGCCAAGGUGACCAAAUCGGAGAUCAUCUAUCCGAUGUGCUGCAACAAUGAUGAUAGUGUCAAGGACUGGUGUCACGCCUACGUCUACUAUGGCAAUGAUGAAGGCUAUUAACUCAUUGAUUCUCAUUGUUGGUCUCCAGCUGGGAGACUUACUGGCUGAACUCUAAUUUAAAAAUCAAUAUCCUGGUAUACUGCAAACAAACAAAAAAAAAACGCUGUGGGUCUAUUGGCUGUGAUAUUAUUAUUUGUAUACUUAAAUUAUUUGUAAUUAGAAAUAGGCAACAAGAAAUUCGAAAUUACGUUUUUCGAAAUGGAAUACAAAUUAUUUAUUUUAUUUUUACGUUUAUGAAUCAAUAACGCAUAUCAAAAAGCCUUGAAAUAUUCUUUUCUGCUAAUCAAAUAAAAUACACAAGUAAAUACUUU